UGAAAUAUGAUAUUUUUCAGUUACAGAUACCUGUAAAUGGGCUUAAUAAUAUUAAGUAGAAUAUUGUUGAAAUUUCACUUAUUUUUCUCAAGAAAUUUCAGGCUAAUUGUGCUGUAUGUAGCCACUGAGCUAAAACUGAGUUGGACACCUCUAGUUUAGCUGUCAAUUCUAUUUUUUUCCUGGAUAAAAUCUCUGAACUAGAUAUGAAAGUUGUUGUAAUUUAAGAUCAGAUUUGUGAGAUUAUCUGCCGGGCCAGAUAGUGAUGCUGGCGGGCCAGUUUUGGCUCACGGGCCACCAAUUGCUCACCACUGCUUUAGGAGAUUGAUAUGAAAAGAUGAGCAGGUUUAAAAAAAACAACAACAACAGAAGGAUAAAUACUGAAUGAAUGAAUAAAAGUGGAAAAGUCGAAACAGAAAGUGAUCAUUUCUUUCUUCCACGCCCUCCAGUCAUAGAAAGCUAACGGGACGUGUUGCACGUGUCUGCUGCGGGCUAUUUAUAGCGUCUGUUGAUGUUUUUUUUUUUUGGGACUGUACCUGAACGCAGCACAGAAGCAGUUGGGCGACUUGCGCUGUGACGCGCAGCCGCGGCGGGGCGGAGGGAAGGGGGCGUGUCUCUGAUGAAAUCAGCUGGGGAAACAAAACAACCGAGGAGGAGGAGGCGGAGGCUCGUUCCACCUCGGAUCUUUGAGGCGAGUUUUGUGCAACAUUCCAGCGGAUUAAAGGCGUCAGUCACAGCGACACGGCGUUAACUCUGUGCGUCGGCGGCGGUGAAGUGUUUGGAAGAUAAAAGAAAGGAUCAGAGGAGGACGAGGAGGAUGUGACAAGGGAAGGAGCGCCUGUCCUCUCCUGCACGCGCUACGUCCACUGUUGCCUCUUUGUGUCCGUGUGUGUGUGUGUGUGUGUGUUUGCUGCUGUCUGACUGACUGACAUAAAAGACGGCGACCACGUUCUGCGCGCGCGUCUUUUGUCCGGUUCGAGUGACCGGCUGAACCACGAGCACAGUGGCAUGUGGGUCAACUCCGGAACCGUCGGAAGGGCCCUCUCCAUGGAUAUAGACACAGACUAUGAGCGGCCCAAUGUGGAAACCAUUAAAUGUGUGGUGGUUGGGGAUAACGCUGUAGGCAAGACCAGGCUCAUCUGUGCCCGGGCCUGCAAUGCCACCCUCACACAGUAUCAGCUGCUUGCCACCCACGUGCCAACCGUCUGGGCCAUCGACCAGUACCGUGUAUGCCAGGAGGUUUUAGAGAGAUCUCGUGAUGUAGUGGAUGAGGUCAGCGUGUCCCUGAGGCUGUGGGACACAUUUGGGGAUCAUCACAAAGACAGACGAUUUGCCUACGGCAGAUCCGACGUCGUGGUGCUUUGUUUCUCUUUGGCCAAUCCCAACUCCCUGCGCCAUGUCCGCACCAUGUGGUUUCCGGAGAUCAAGCACUUCUGUCCGCGGACACCCAUCAUCCUGGUCGGCUGCCAGCUGGAUCUGCGCUACGCCGACCUGGAUGCCGUGAACCGCGCACGACGACCCCUCGCCAAACCAAUUAAACCGACAGACAUCCUUCCUCCCGAGCGAGGCCAUGAGGUGGCAAAGGAACUUGGGAUUCCCUACUAUGAGACCAGCAUUGUUGCCCAGUUUGGAGUGAAGGAUGUUUUCGACAAUGCCAUCCGAGCCGCCCUGAUUUCCCGUCGGCACCUGCAGUUCUGGAAGUCCCACCUGAAAAAGGUCCAGCGGCCCCUCCUCCAGGCGCCCUUCCUGCCUCCUCGUCCACCACGCCCCAUAGUGGGCAUCCCGGACCCCCCUCCCACAGACGGCGAAGGCCCCGAUUCCCUUUUCUGCCUGCCGCUGUGUGCAGAUGUUCUUUUCCUCCUGCAGGGUGGCACCACUCGCGUCUUUGCACACAAAGUCUAUCUGGCCACUUCCUGCUCCAAGUUUUACGACCUCUUCACCCUCGACUUUGGCGCGUCCUGUGUGGUGCCAUGGGGGGAGGAACAGGAGAACAAGGAAAGCGUGGAGAGUGCGGAGGAAGAAGAGCAGAGCAGGAGAGGAGCAAAGGAGCAAGCUGGGCGCACUAAGAGCCUGGACAUUGACAAAGACGGACUUGAUGGAGGCGUGCGCGGCCUGAAUCAACCCCAGCUGCUCCAGCAGGGCUCUUUGAGGACGUCCCAGAGCGAUAAUGCACUCCCAUCUCGAGCCCAGUACUUCCUGGGAGAGCAAGGGACUGGUCGAGUACUUUCAGGAUGGGGGAGAGGUUUCCUGACUGUGUAUCUGGAGCAUGUUGAUGAUCCAGUGACAGGAAGACCACGACUUAUGACUGUGGUAGCCAUGGAUGCACUUAUACAGGAAGAACCAUUCAAGGCAGUGCUCCAGUACCUGUACACGGGCAGCCUGGAUGAGGGCCGGGGAGAUCUGAUGCAGGUGGCCACCAUCGCAGAGCUCCUCGAGGUGUUUGACCUGCGCAUGAUGGUGGCCAACGUCCUGAACCGAGAGAGCUUCAUGAACCAGGAGAUCACCAAGGCCUUCCAUGUCCGCAGAGCCAACCGCAUCAAGGAGUGUCUCAAUAAAGGGACCUUUGCUGAUGUGGUGUUCCGACUAGACGAUGGCUUCCUCCCGGCACACAAGCCCCUGCUCAUCUCUAGCUGCGACUGGAUGGCCGCCAUGUUCCGUGGCCCCUUUAUGGAGAGCUAUGUUGAGGAGGUGUCCAUUCCUAACACCAGUGCAUCCUGCAUGCAUGGGGUUCUGGAGUUUCUGUACUGCGGUCUGCUGACACCCUGUCCUGGUCUAGAGCCCAUGGAAAUGAUUAUUCUGGCCAACCGCCUGUGCUUGCCACGCCUCGUUUCCCUCACAGAACAGCACGCUGUGGAUGAACUUCUCCAGUCGGCAGUGAAAGGAGUCGACGUUGACGGACAGGUGUUGGCUUACCUCGAGCUCGCACAGUUUCACAAUGCCAAACAACUCUCAGCCUGGUGUCUCCAUCACAUCUGCACUAAUUAUAACAGCAUCUGCCGCAAGUUUCCCAAAGACAUGAAGGCCAUGGCUCCAGAAAACCAGAGGCACUUUGAGAAGCAGCGCUGGCCUCCGGUGUGGUUCCUGAAGGAGGAGGACCGCUAUCUGCGCUCUCAGAAGGAGCGCGAGCGCGAGGAGGAGAUCCUGCGCAAGCAGCACACCAAGCGGGGCUGGUGUUUCUGGAGACACACGUCGUCCUCGCCGCAUGUCUCCUAAACGCCUCACUGGCCGCCUCGGUCAUCAGUGCUUCAGCGUGUUUGAGGGAAUGUUUGUGCCUCUUGAUAAUCGUGGGUGACUUCAUGAAUGCAUUUUUGGUACGCCUGUGUGACAAGUGUGUGGGGGCGCGAGUAUAUGCGUGCCAUUUUUGAGUUUAGUUCUUCCCAGAUGCCGCGAUCUGUAAAGGGCCUGUGGCGUUGCAGUGCAGCCCUGUCCCCCCCCUCCCGUCCCCGUCCUGUCCCCCUCCACAGCAGCUCUGUCCCUUCACCAGCACUCACAGUGUCUCAGCCUUUGAGUGAUUGGACUGGGAGCAAGGGCUCUCUGUAUCUCUCUCAGUCUGCACCCUUCACAUUGACCUUAAUGACUAAAACAUGUUAAUACCGCGACCUCUGCCUUCACUUUCUACAGACUGUUAGACGUCACAUACAAAUCUGUGCUCAAAGUCCCACCCCCCCCUGCCUAAAACCAGCACUGGAUUCCCAGGAACUGUUGCUGACCACACAAUCAUGAUUUUGCUAUUAUUUGAUCUUUAUAUAUAGAUGUUUGCACCUUCUUGGAUGCUCAUAUCAGGGGAAACGGUGCACACUGCUCCCAGGAAGAGCUUUAGAAAAGCAAUGUGAUCGUAACUGUCAUCACCCUCUGGUCUUGUCCCGAUGUGGUCCGAGGUGUCUCAUCGUCGUCCACCCCUGCAUGCCCCGCCCCCCUUGAGCACUUCAGAGACAUUCAAAGUGACCACUCUAUAGCAAUGUUGGGGGGGGGCGGUGGGGGGGUAAAGAGGUUUUGAGCCUUAUUGGAUACUGUCACAGAGGGCAACGACGACACAGUAUUAACCACUAGGUUGCAUUUGAGCACCUCAGCCAGCCUGCCUUUACACCCCUACCACACUAGGGGCAGCACUGCUCAGGGCACCUACCACUAACCCUCACAGAGUGUUAAUAAUGCCUGUAUGUAGUUUUCAGUCGUUAGGAGAACAUGAGAACAUGUCUUACUCGAGUUGUUGCAAAGUGUUAGGAAAAACAAACAAAAAACUUGCACAGUGUUUUAGAAAACGAUGAAAAUGAUUUCCACCCGAUUCCGAAAUGCCAAAGCUGCGACGCAUUUGAAUCUCUUUUCUUCCUCGUCAUUUUUUUUCUCCAUUUCUGCUUCCCUUGCUUCUUAGAGAAGUGAAGAAAAAGUGGAUUGUGGGUGCGGCGUGACAUUUGAGUCCCCCCCCCGCCGCCCCCGUUUGCCUUCCGUUCCUCUUGCUGGAAUUGAAAACGGUGCUUUCGGUGUCCACGGAAACGCACAAACAAAUAUGCGAUGUGGCGUUCGCAGGUUUCGUGUUCAGUGGUGAGGAAUGCGUGGAAACGUUAUGUUUUAGUGUUUUUUUUUGCUUCUACCAUAGAGGGGUUGCGUUUCUAUUUAGGAAGAAAAAAAAUAGAUUCCCCAUCCUUAACAAGGAAAAUAGUGUUACUUAAGUUUGAAUUUGCAUAAAUGUUGUCAUAAAUGGCAAAUGUAAUGUUUUUUUUUUUUAAUUUUCUUUUGCUGAGGGUGCUAAUUUCUUUGGGCUUUAGUGGUGAAUGUAAAAAAACAACAAGUCUGCGCGUUAAUGAGCUUCUAUUAGCAUGUUUGUGCUAUUUGUGGUUUUUUUUUAACGCCCCUUCAGCUCUGCCCGAGGUUGAUGGACGGAUGGUGUGAGGCAUGUGGAGUGUGUGUGUGUGUGUGUGUGUGUGUUGCGGUGUUCCUCCACUGGAGGUGUGUGUGAAAGUCAUUGUCAGCUACUGAAAUAGACGCCGGAGAGAGAGAGAGAGGAUCUCACGAGACCCAAGUGAGAAUUGAACUGAUUCCGUUUUUGGGGGGAAAGGGUGAAAGUGGAGUAUUAAGUGCAUCACACGCAACCUGGGUUAUUCCACGGAUAGUUAAAUCCACCCCAGUGCAGAGCUGUGGGUAUUUAACUGAUAUUGACAGCUGACGAGAUACAAGUUGGGUGUUUUUUUUGUUGUUUUUAAUUCCCUGCUUAUUAAUAGUUGCCUCCUCUCUCGGUCCAUGUGCCUUAUAGUUGGACGAAACUUAAUAGUUUGGGGUUUUAAGCAACAUCUUCAAUCACACCUGCAGACAGGUUCUGUGGUGACUGAUGCAGGGACACUGUAGACAAUUGCCAUGAUGAUGAUGUCACAACUGCACGACGUUCAUCCGUCUUGAUUUCACGAGGCGACCCGAGCCGCCGACUUCAUUUUCGAAGUGUGACUGUAGGAAAAGCACAGGUGCGAAUAAUAAAUUCAAUAACCAGGGGCUGUUAAAUAGAACAGAGCCGUUGUUAAAGUCAUCAGGGACACCGGCGGCCUUUUCCAACCGCGGCGAGGCAAAAUGUAGUCGUGCCCCGCGACUGCUCGUUUCCACGCAGACACAAAUGGCCUUAAAUCAGUCUCUUAAUAGAGUACAAGGCAGUAGGUUGUUGUUCUAAUGUCAUGGCUUUAGAUUAGGGAAGAGUUUUCUACAUUUUGUAAUAAGUAAGAUGUAGAGGAACUCUAAAUGUGCUUGAUUUCUGCAAUGCAAGUUCAGAACCACUGAUGUUUAGAUAGAAAGAUUGUUUUAUUUAGAUUUUUUUUGGUUUUUUUUUUUAUGAGCACUGGCUGGCCUGUGCACUGGGAGGGUGCAGCCUCUUUUGGAAUGUGGUUCAUUUGCAUGGUGGCCUAUCUUUGUCAUAAUAUUGACACUUUGGUGUUGGAAUGCACUUUUCUAUGUUGUUUUUUUGGUUUGUUUGUUAUUUUGUAGUUCAAUUUUUUUUUUUACUGUACCUCUUUGUGCUUAGCAUGAAUUGCUCCUUUACGUACGAUUGUUUUCCAAACUUGAAUGACUGUAGCACAGUAUUGUCCCCACACACACACA
This is a messenger RNA of Solea senegalensis (Senegalese sole), 6078 nucleotides long. It is a transcript of the gene rhobtb4, whose product is annotated as Rho related BTB domain containing 4. The transcript is spliced from 11 exons. Bases 1006 to 3210 code for a protein of 734 amino acids. Gene Ontology annotation, biological process: small GTPase-mediated signal transduction. The record is from RefSeq and is a predicted model, not a curated record. NCBI's taxonomy places the organism in Eukaryota, Metazoa, Chordata, Actinopteri, Pleuronectiformes, Soleidae. Gene Ontology annotation, molecular function: protein binding; GTPase activity; GTP binding.